AUGGGGGGCACAGAGGCAUCUAAUUCUGGUAAAAUGGGGGUUUUGGGGGGGAAAAGUCCGUCUGUAUAUGAUCCGGAGAAUCCCAUUACACUUUUUAUUAUACAGUGUGUGAUUAUUAUCGGGUUUUGUCGGCUACUUCAUCUUCCACUGUCGCGUCUAAAGCAGCCUCGAGUAAUCGCUGAAAUUGUUGCUGGGAUUCUUUUGGGGCCUUCUGCACUAGGAAAAAUUCCGUAUUUUAACAAGCAUAUUUUUCCCGAAGAUUCACUAGUUAUUCUUAACCUUGCUUCCAAUAUUGGGCUUGUUUUUUUCCUUUUUGUAGUCGGUAUGGAAGUCGAUGUACGAGUAAUUCGCCGUCAUUUCAAGGCUGCACUAAGUGUGGGGCUGGGAAGCUUGUUUUUACCUUUUGCAGGAGGGAUGGCUGUUGCCUAUGGAUUAAACAAAGAAUUUAAUGACAAUAAAGAUACAAAUCUUGUUGUAUUUUUCAUUUUCAUUGGAACAGCCUUUUCAAUUACGGCAUUUCCUGUACUUGCUAGAAUUCUUACUGAGUUGAAACUUCUUCAAGAAAAUGUGGGCAUUGUCGUGCUUUCAGCAGGUGUUGGCAACGACAUGAUAGGAUGGGUUCUUCUUGCACUUACUAUCGCUCUUGUUAACGCAGGAAGCGGAAUUAUUUCUUUAUACGUUCUUCUUCUCGGAAUUGCAUGGACACUUAUACUUAUUUAUAUUAUUCGUCCUGUUUUUAUUUGGUUGGCAAAAAAAACCAAGAGUUUAGAAAAUGGUCCAACCGAAUUUAUGAUUACUAUUACUUUUUUCCUAGUUUUAAGUUCGGCAUUUAUUACUGAUAUUAUUGGUGUUCAUCCUAUUUUUGGAGGUUUUCUUGCUGGUCUUAUUAUACCUCAUAUUGGAGACUUUGCAGUAAAAGUUACUGAAAAAGUUGAAGACCUAAUUACUAUUCUUUUUCUUCCUUUGUAUUUUGCAUCAUCUGGGCUUAAAACCGAUAUUAGUUUAUUGAAUGAUCGGAUUUCUUGGGCGUGGACAAUUUGUAUUAUUUCUACGGUUAUUGUAACCAAAAUUGUAGGAAGCUCCUUAUCAGCGCGUAUAAAUGGUUUAUUAUGGCGGGAGUCUCUUACAAUCGGUGUUCUUAUGAGCUGUAGAGGUCUUAUUGAGCUUAUUGUUUUAAAUGUUGGCCUUACAGCGCAUAUUUUAAAUCCAAAAAUUUUCACUAUGUUUGUUGUUAAUGCUGUAAUCACAACAACAUUAACAACGCCUUCUGUAUUAUUUCUUUAUCCUGCAUGGUAUCGCGAAAAAGUAAAAAGAUGGCGUGCUGGUGAAAUAAAUUGGGAUAAUACGCCAACUAGAAUUGACCCUAAAAACGAAUUUAUUUCGGAUAAUUCCUUUGCUCCAGUAAUAACUGAUAGAUUAAUGGUCGUUCUCAAUCGUGUAGAACAUCUUCCUCCUCUUAUGGCUUUCAUUCGUCUUCUUGCACCAACAUCAUCAAUAAAAAUUGAUUACAUGAUGGAUGAUUCUGAUAUUCAGUUUCCAGCUAAACCUAUAGAAGAACCUCUUUUAGUUCACGGGUUUCGUCUUAUUGAAUUAACUCAACGCACAUCGGCUAUUAUAAAAGCAUCAGAUAAUGGAGAAGAUAAUAAACUUGAUCCAUUGAUGAACGUUUUCCGAACUUUUGCUUGUUUAAAUAGAUUACGAGUAUCUGGGUGCUUAAAAUUUGCGUCAGAAGAAGAGUUUUCAAAUAGUGUUAUAGAACAAGCUAAAGAUAUCAAAGCAGAGCUUUUAAUCAUACCAUGGAGUACAGAUGGAUCUAUUUCCGAUGAAUCUGAAAAGAACCUUAAACUUAUUUCAAGUUCCUUUGUACAAAAAUACACAACACCAAGACAUAAUGAAUAUGUAGAAAAUAUUUUUAAUAAUGUACAUUGUGGAAUUGGUGUUCUUAUAGAUCGUGGACUUGCAGGAAAUAUAGUACAAGAAAAUUUUGAUUCUCAAUCAUAUGGUUUAGAUAGAAGAUUAUCUUUUGCAAGCUUGCGCUCUCAUUUUAGUAGUAUACGUCAUCCAAGCACAUUAUUUGAAAUUUCAAAUCCAAGUAACGGCAAAUAUCAUUUGUUUUUCCCAUUUUUUGGAGGAGAGGAUGACAGAACUGCUUUAAAUAUUGCUUUACAAUUAAUAUCUAACCCAGCAAUAUCAGCAACUAUAGUUCGAAUAAACACUUCUGAAACAUCUACACAUAAUCUUCAACCUGUUCAUCUAAAAACAAAUUCUAAAGAUUUUUCUCCUUUACAUGAAGUACUUCAAAAAAGUGGUUCUGUUAGUUCAAAUCAUUUUACAUUACAGUUUCGUAACGAUCUUCCUCGACAAGUAUCAAUGUCACAAACACCAUUGGAAUAUGAUGAUAAAUUUAAAUCUACCACAGUGCCAGAUGAAAACGACACAGCUGAAAAUACUCUUGAUGAUAGAUUUAUACAAACUUGUAUGAAUCCUAUCCUUGAAAAAUUUUCUUCUCGUGUUACAUUUGAAACCAUUAACAGUAAUUUACCUUUACAAUAUGCAUUGUCGUUGGCUAAAAAAGACAUUUCUAAACACAAGUAUUACGGAGGAGGUUCAAUCAUUAUACUUGGGCGCUCCUGCAAAAACCCAAACCCUUUUAUUCGAAAAGAUUUAAUUAAUAUAUUAAAAGCAUCCGGUUAUCCUACAGGAGCAGGAUCAGGAUUACGAAGAUGUCUUGGUGACUCUGCUGAAGCUUACUUAGUUGCUAGAAUUAAAGCUAGCAUAUUAGUUAUUCAAGCGCCAUCAAGGAAGUCUUAA
Messenger RNA from Pneumocystis jirovecii RU7, 2811 nucleotides. RefSeq lists its product as uncharacterized. Gene Ontology annotation, biological process: proton transmembrane transport. NCBI's taxonomy places the organism in Eukaryota, Fungi, Ascomycota, Pneumocystomycetes, Pneumocystales, Pneumocystaceae. Gene Ontology annotation, molecular function: antiporter activity. Gene Ontology annotation, cellular component: membrane. The transcript is spliced from 9 exons. Bases 1 to 2811 code for a protein of 936 amino acids. The record is from RefSeq and is a predicted model, not a curated record.